Symbiodinium necroappetens is the source of this 10122-nucleotide messenger RNA. NCBI's taxonomy places the organism in Eukaryota, Dinophyceae, Suessiales, Symbiodiniaceae. The record is from the annotation of a GenBank genome assembly.
AUGAACGCGGUCCCCAUCCGCCAAGAUGCAACCGAUGAAGAGAAGGAAGAAGCCACGAAGAGAGCUGAAGAGCAAUGGGAGAAGAUGGGCCGCACAGCCUCCUGGGGAUGUGCCUGGUACAAACGCUGGUUCGACCUCGCAUGCACGGCUGUGGAGAAGAAGCAGCGGCUGAAGGCAGUCUUCUUUCCCCGCCAGGUGGGCUACGGCAUUCCGAGCAUGGAGGACCUCUCCGACUGCGAGGUGGACCUCUGGGACGGGGUUGGAUGUGGUGGCUCGCAGAAGUCUGAGCUGGCAACGGCGAACCUCAUGAAGAAGCAAAGCCCAGGAUGGGACUACGAGGAGGUGGAUGUCACAGCAUUUCUCAGGGAUCAGUUUCCGCCGGGUGCCCAAGUGGAUGCUCUGCAUGAGACCGAAGCUGACUCCAGAUGGCGCAAGGGCAUCGUGGUGAAGCAGAUGGAAAAAGUGACAAAAACCGAGUCCGGCGAUGAGUCCACGGAGUUUUUCUGGCAGAUCAAAUCUGACGACGACUCUGGUGACAUGUUUGAGGCCAGCCAAGUCCGACACCUCAACGUGGCAGUUGAGCAGCUGCUGCGCCGGGACAUCCUGGAGCCUGCUUUGCGCCAAUGCCUGGCGGACGUAGAACUGCGCCAGCCCACCGCCUGCCGCCUCCGCAGCGGCACCCCGCCGGCGUUGAGCAUCGGCAUUCAGAUUCCCAACGUCGAGGCACUCCUCACGCUCAGAGUCGUUGAGGGAGAUAAAGUCUCCCUUGCAGAUUGGGCCGUGACACUCCUUUCGCCAUGGUUUCAGAAUGGUGGCAAGAUUAUAAGACGGCAGAGUCUCGGUGAUAUCGGCAGACAGCCCUCAGAACACGAAACUAUUCAGGUUGCGGAGUUGUUCAGUGGUGGCUUUGCAGGCUGGUCUCAGGCUACCUGGCUUCUUUCCACAUUGGGGGUCCCGAUUCGCACCAGUUGGAUGUUGGAACUGGAGGACCACCUUUUCCCUCCGCUGCAGACCAUGGAACCUGACUUGCAGCCAGUAUCUACGAAAACAGAGCUGGAGGCCGUUGACUGUGAACUUGCCCCUGUGGCACUGAUGGCCAACAUUGAACAUGACUGGUGGCAUGGCAUUUGGACCCGAGCCGCUCCACAUAUGUUAGUCAUGUCACCUCCCUGCCAACCUUGGGCCACACCCGGGAAGGGCCAGGGCCUUGACACACCGGAUGGGAGGUUGUUGCUGCGAGUGGCCGCGUUGAUGCAAGUCGUUCGCACCCCUGUCGUCUGCAUAGAAGAAGUAGCCGGCUUUGCUGCGCAUCCACACUUUGCUGAUGUCAUGGAGGCCUGGCGCGAGGCCGGAUACCAGCUUGUGUCUCGUGAAAUACUGCAGUUAGCCGAAGUCGCCCCCACGUGGCGCCGUCGACUCAUGCUUGUGUUCAUUCACCAGGAGACCGGUCCUGGUGUGGAUGCUGCCCAGGGUUUUGUCACAUGGCAGGCCGUGCCUCGCCCCAGCCUGGCGAUCAUGCGUGCAUAUUUUCCAGUCCUGCCUGGUAGCCUUGCACAGCCCUGUCAGCUCUCGGCUGAGUUGUUACAGACCUACCUCGAUCCAUGGUACAUGCCCCCUGGACAAAAGACGGAUGUCGACUCUGUUCGAGCCUUUCGCCUGUGUAACCCGCACCAACGCGCCAAAUGCUUCAUGGCGGCUUACCAUAGGCAGCACCUACUACCAGAGGGUCUCCUGACCAGAGGUGGCCUGCUGUGCAGUUUGUUGACGACUGGUGCUGAUAUCCGUUUUUUCUCUGCACCGGAGAUCGCUUCUUGCCAUGGAGCAGUUAGGACACAGCUGCUGCUUAUUGACGACGAACAGUCCAUGCGCUUGCAUGGUAAUGCCCUCGCGGUCCCACAGGCGGCGCUGACGAUAUCCAAUGCUUUGCGUUGGCUGGCGCCCCACGUGCGCCUGGACCCUGCUGAAGUCGUCCGCCGGUGCAUUGAUGAACGUCUGCACAGCCGCAACAGCGUGCUUCUCAAGGUGAAGCAAGGCUGGCUUUGGGUUAAGCAUGAUGACUUGGGCUAUGUACUUGCAGACAAGGCCCUACGAGCUGAGAUUGAGACCUGCAUGCGCAGCCCUCCCGUGCAGUUUCAUGUGCUCCAGCUGGGCUUGAUUGAGUCGGGUGCCUUUCGGUGUGUUCGUCAGGUUUUUGUGUCGGUGCACAUUCCUGUUGAUCGGGCCCUGCAGCGCCUGGGUGCCCAAACUCCUGCUACCUGGACCUGCCCACAACAGAUUAAACAGGCGACUGUGCUGCAAGUCCCAACUGCUCAGCUCCCCGCUUUGAGCCUCAGUGCGGGUGGAAUGAGUCAAGCCGCUGACUCUGACCUGGUGCUCCUAUGCACCCCACGUGCUAUGGUACUUGUUCACAAGUCUGUGCCGGAUGUGCUGCACCAGCUUCGGUGGACUUUCGAGAAAUGCCGAGAAAAUGGGCUAAGAGUUACCUGCCUGACUUGCUUCGGGGAGCCCCUGAGUGACAUCCGGGAAUUCCCUGGCACAUGCUUUGUUGCCACGGAGACUGAUGACCUCCUCUUCAAUGCUCCGGCCCUGGAGUGGGCCCAAGUCCGUGCCUGCCAAAGCCGAUGCCUGGACGGUGCUUUCCAGUUGAUGGUUGAACCGCAAUGUGCGACCGACUGGUGGCUGCAGCUGCCAUACCAUCUUCUAGAAUGCUUGGGAUGGAAGGCAGAAGCCACCGACCCCACUGAGGCCUCGCCUAUGUGCAUCAGUUUUUCUGCCACGGGCCAGACAGAUGCUGUGAGCCUCUCGCAGCUCAGGCAAUACCUCCGCGAGCUCUUCUUUCUGUCACAGAUCAGGGCCGUUGCACGUGAGCCGGACGGUGCCUUGUUCGGACCUGUUGCUCUGCAGGUCGAGGGUCGCGUCAUCUGGGUGGGCCGAGUCCCUGCAGACCUUACUGCGGCUCAGCUUGUUAAAUUCUGGCAUAAUGCGAGCCGUUGUUUCGACUGCUGGCCGAUUGCGAGAGUUUACUCUGGCCCAUUUCCAAUUGACUGCCAGUGCCCUGUGUCACAACUUGCUGCCGAGGGCCGUGUCCAGACCAAAGGCGCCCAGCGUACUCUUGCAUUGACAGUUUUCCCUGAAACCCGCGGUGGCGGCAAUAAGGAUGAUCAAGUCCAGUUGGCCAAGAGCCGCUGUGCUGCCUUGUUGCUUGAUAGGGGUGUUUCUUUGGCGGAGGUUACGGUCGCGGUGGACCGUCUUGUGAGCAAACUCGGUGCCUCUGCGUGUAUGGAGCCGUUGUCCUUACCGGAUGCUACAGCCCGCUUUCAGCGCCUCUGCCAAGUUGCACAUCCUGCUGGCAUUGACCUGCCUGCCGGGGACAACCGUACUGAGAAAGCAGCCCAACGAAUUCAAAAGGCCAUACGGCGCCGCCGAUUGCAGGCUGCGGAGUCGGUUGCCGCUGCGGAUUUUGAAUUGUUGCCGGACACUUGGUGUGGCAUUGACAAUCAGCCCGUACCAGUGCUGCAACGCAUCUCCCAUGGGGCCUCCGGGGUGAUGUUGGUCGAUGCCUCCGUUGCCAAUGCGCAAGACAAUGCCCUUUUGCAAAACAUGUGCUCCGAAGCUUUAUGCUUGGUGGUCCCUGGCCACCGGUGUCCUGAUCCUGACACAUGCUCUGGUGCCUGUAAUGUUCCGGUUAAACACCGAGGCACGGGCAAGAAGCACCUGCUCGCCGCUUGUUUUCAUAACGUCGGUGAGACGGAUAUACGCCCCUACAGUGAACACUCAGUACAGGUUGCCCUUGCGGAUACUGUGUGCUGUUCCUUUGCGAUGUAUCAGGAUGAGGCCCCAUCUGAUGCCACUUGGCAGGAGGUCGUCAAGGCCCCAGUUCGUGCAGUCACUGAGCGUUUCCGGUCUCAGGGCAUCUCGCAGCCCCUGUCCCAGCCAUGGGGCCGCUCUUUUCGGUGCAAUGGGCGCCCGUGCCAACCCCACCUCUGUGACUCACUCAUGUUCCAUGCCAAGGUGCCAGGCCCUACCCUUAGCAAAGUGCUGCAGUGUAGUGGCUUCAACUUCGUGUAUGUUGUCCCCCGCACUUGGGACCGCCAGCUGUUACCUGACUGGUCCGUCAUAUGGCUGAAAAGCGGUCGUGCAGAGGUGGAAAAACAGGCCCUCCUUGUACCAGGUCAGCACGGUCUGGUCCGCGGCAAGUCGCGAUACGGACUGCGCGUGGGCACACAUGCUUUCCAGUCCUUGUUCAAGCAGUUGCGACCGGGGGAACCCGUGCCGGCCACCAUUGAUGCUAAAUUGCUCUUCAAGGUCGGCCCUCUCCCACCUGCCGCCCCCUCUGAGGCACUGACUGAAUGGGCCUGUCAACUGCCCUGGCAGAUCAAAGUUCUGAAGAGUCUCGGCCCCAGGUUUUGGUUGGUCGGUGCGCCGAUGCCUCCUCCGACGUACACCGCCCGGUUCAACGAUACUGCUGUCUUGAUUACUGAGGUCAAGAACCGGGAUACGCAGGCACCGAUUGUGCAGGCGGGUGGCUCCGUCCCACGGCCACCGCAGAAAGACACGCGUGACGGCCCCAAGUCUCCUGAAGCGGAUCCCUGGUUGGAGAGUGAUCCUUGGAGUGCCUAUCGUGCCUCUCAGACACCUGCUCCAUCUGCACCCGUUCAAGUCCUGGCCCCUCCUGCCAGCCUUGACCCGCCUGCCACCGCCCGCCUCCAGGAGCAAGACAACCGCAUUGCUGCGUUGGAACAGAGUCUCUCUCUGUUGCGUGACGAACAACAGCAAGCCCAUCAGCAGUGGCAGCAGGAUCGCCACCACCUCUCUCAGGAGAUGCACAGUGUUCGAGGCGAAGUGCAGGGCCUAGGCCCUUCCGCCUCGUUCCUUUCCCUCCUGCUUUUUGCAUUGUCUGUGGAGCCUGCCGUGGGCAGCAACACCCUGUCGUUUCCCCGGUACUUGGGCCAGCGAGUGGGCGAGGCCAAGAAUCCUGGCCCAUCACGGCAGACCAACUUGGGCUCAUACUUCUCAGUUCCCCAACACCUGCCUCGGGACCUGCCGGCUGCCAGUGCCGCUAGUGCCCCUACCAGACCAGGCCCCACUGCCCAGCAGGACCUACGCAAUUUUUUCCCCGCGAGCCCCGGCCCGUUGCAAGCUCAGGGCGCUGUGCACUUCUGCCAAAGCCGUCCACGGCGAGCACCGGUGCGCAACACUGUUACGGCCGCGCCCUCGGAGGCCGAGAGACCGUCCGACUCUUGUGUCAUUGCGGUGGUGAAUCCCACCAGCAUUCUCCACAAAACCCACACUCUCCUUGAAACUGCAGCGGAUGUCAUUUGCCUCUCUGAGACUUCCGCCGUCUCGCAAGUACAAGGCCUGGUGGGCCACCAGCUUCGCCAACACGGCUUUAAGACCAUUUGGGGGGCACCCGUUCCGUCCCACCAACGUGAGGGAUCUGACAAGGUCUGCCUACGCGGUUUGGCGGCUGGAGUCGCCGUUACUUCGCGUUUGCCGUGCCGAGCCGCAUCACCUGCGUUAGCGCAUGCCACCUUGGCCACUUGCCGCAUCGGGGAGGCCUUUAUCCGUCUGGGGGUGUUGGAAGUUCGCCUGCUGACUGUCUACGGCUACCCGUUGUCCUAUCCUGACGCCAGGGAAAGGACCGAAGACUUGAUGUCUCAGGUGCUAAUGCGUGCCACCAGUAACUGUGUUCCGACCAUCAUUGCGGGCGAUUUCAACUGCCCAGUGUUGGAACUACCAAGUGGUGCUCAGCUGCACUCGUUGGGAUACCGGGAAAUCUUUGAGCUUCAUGAGCGUACCACUGGUACGGCCCUACCACCCACGUGCAAAGGGGCCACACGCCAUGACACUGCUCUGCUCCACCCUACCCUGCUGCCCCUGUGGCACUCCGCUUGGGUGCUUGACAAGUCGCGUCUCUUCGACAGCUACGACCCACUGUGUUUUCGGCUCCAGGUGUGCCCGCACCAACCCACUCGGCGCAGCUGGAAUUUACCUCGUGCAUGGUCGUCUUUGUCGCCUGAACCUGCGGCGAUCCAGGCUGCCUUUCAAUCUGUUGCGCCUGCACUAGCCCGGCAGGCCCAAAGUUGCACCUCGGAGCAAGAGGUCGCCCAAACUCUGCUCGCUUUCUCCCAGAGCGUCGAGGAUUGUGUGGACACUGCCCUUUCCCGCCAGCAUGCUAAGGAUCCACUGAGGUACCCGCACCGUUGCCUCCCCAAGGCUUAUCGAGGCCGCUGUGUUGACCGACCGAUUGUGCAACGGACAGUUCCCAGUGUUGUCCGACCCGCCCGCACCGGCGACUACACGCCCGAUGAGGAGGUUACGAGUGUACAAGGCCAUAUGCGUGUGCGGCAGGUCCGAAGAGCCCAGACACUUCUGCGAGGCCUUCUCAAGCUCCAUCGGACCACCUCCAGCGCAGUGGCUGAGCAGCUGCGUACUAACCUUACCAGUGAGUGGAGUGCAUUCCGCAACGCCAAGGGCUUCCCGCCUGAUUUCGUGACCUGGACACUCCGGAUUGCUUGUUUCAACACUUUCCCGGAUGCCUUGCCGUCCCCUGACUGGCUGUCGGAUCUGCUGGCCUAUCUGCAGUUUGACUGUAAUGCCUUCGCUCGUUCCCAGGCCAAGCAAAGACGGGACUCUUUCAAAUACAAACUUGUGCUUGACCAGAAACAUGGGCAUCACCGUGGUGCCUUUCAGACCAUGCGCGGGCCGACCCCGCCUCCGUUUACUGAGGUCCCCUGCCAGGUCUCCGUGCAGCUGUCUCCCACUAGCAGACCCGCGCCCCCCGCGCACAGCUGGUUUCAGUUUGUGCCUGGCCCUUCCCUCCGAGUUGGGGCGGUUGCCCGUCUUGACCAAAUCGAGUGCCAUGUGAUCGACGUGGCUGGUGAUCACGUUCUUCUGCAGGGCGAGCCACUUCAGCCCGGCUUGUUGGUCCAGGAUUCUGGUGCUUGCACCGCCAAUGAACUCCACCGCGUGUUCUCGGACUUCUGGAGUCCGUUGUGGCAGCGUGACCGUGCCACGGCCCCAAGUCUAGAUCAUUGGCCCGAGUUUGGGGAGCUGGUUGCCGACUCCAACAUUUCAUUGCCCCCGGUCUCUUUGUCUUCCAUUUCUCCGGACGUUUGGAGAGACGCUAUAAAGCGUAUGUCAAGCAGGAAGGCCACAGGUGUCUGCGGAUGGGCCGUCAGUGACCUGAAACUUCUGCCGCCAGAAGCCAUUGAAGUGCUGCAACUCAUCUUUGAACGUGCAGUUCAGGUCGGCAUGCCCGCACAUAUGCUGCAGGCUCGGGUGAGCGUACUUGCCAAGGUGUUUGCUCCCGACAGCAUUCGGCAGAGUCGCCCGAUUACCAUCUACAGCACCCUGUACCGAGUCUGGUCGUCCUGCCUCACCUGUAAGGUUUUGAAGGAAUGGGCCCCGCAUUUUCCGGAGAACAUUGCUGGGUCUCUCCCGGGCCGCUCCAGUCGUGACCUCAGCUACCGCCAGCAACACGCCAUUGAAUGUGCUCUGGUGCAUAAACGCCCGCGACGGGGUUUGUCCAUUGACAUUGUCAAAUGCUUCAAUCAGCUCGGCUGGGCCCCACUUUACCACAUGCUUCACGCUUUGGGCCUUCCCAGGGACGUGCUGGAGUUCUGGUUCACCUGUCUGUCAAAAAUGGAACGCCGCUCUGCCUUCUUGGGCGACCUUGGCCCCGCCAUCAGGUGCUAUAACGGUGCACCCGAGGGAGACCCCUUUUCCGUUGCCGCCAUGGCCGGCCUGUGCUUUUGGGCUCAUAACCUCUGUGCCACUGAUGGUGUUGUCUUCGACUCUUACGUUGAUAACUGGGCGUGGUCGGGUGAAUCAACCACAGCAGUUGAAGCCGCCGUGCCGAAAGCAUUGCGCUUCCUGGACAGUCUGCGUCUCCCGAUAGACUGGAAGAAGUCCUACCUAUGGGCCACUCAACGCCCUGACCGAUUGUGGUGGCAAAGAGUUCGGCCGAACCUUUUCCCGCCGGAUUGCCCCGUACCUCUUGUUUGCGAGGCCAAGGAUUUAGGGAUCGCCUAUAAGUACGAUGGUCGUCCACACCGGGUUGCCCGUAACCACCGCCUGGAGGAAGGGGCCCAACGCCUCGAGAGGCUGCGUCAGCAGCCCCGGUCCGUGCUUGAAAAGGCCUCCUUGAUCCAACGAGGCAUCUGGCCCCAAUGUUUGCAUGGCAGUGAAGGACAUGCUUUUUCGCUUGCCGACUUGCAAACCUUGAGAGGCAAAGCAGCCCGCGCCAUCACAGGCGACUACCGCAUCCUCUCGCCCCACUUGGCGCUGGGCGCACUUACGGACUGUGUGCAGGACCCUCAACUUUACUGUGCCGAACAGCAGCUACUUGCGCUCCGCCGAGCCUGCCUGCGAGAUACGUUCACUGCCUGCUCAGUUGUUGCCCUUGCCAAUGAAAGAGUUGGAGUGAGGCAGGUACAUGGUCCUGCCACGGCACUGGCCGUUACGUUCCAGCGUUUGGGCCUCUCCAUGGACGAUGAUGCUUGUAUCAAGGGUCCUGAUAACAGUCGGGUUUACUUGUCUUCCUGCAGCCGAAAAGAGGUCAGAGGUCUGCUCGAACGUGCAUGGAGUCUCCAGGUGCAGCAAUGUGUCAAACACAGAAACGGCCUCCACGUGGCCCCCCCACCUUUGCCCCAUACCACUGGCCAACUGCUGUCAAAGCUCGCGGCAGGUGAGCAAGGUGUGAUUGCUCGCCACAUCACAGGCGCUUUUGCCUCUGCACAGGCACGGGCGCAAUGGGACGAGUGCGAGGACGGCGAGUGCCCACUUUGCGGUGCCAAGCAAACUAAGGCCCAUAAGUUUCUGGAGUGCCCUGCCCUUUCCAACAUACGCCAGCAAUGGGAGCCUCACAUUUCCGUUGCACUGCGCAUGUGGCCGCAUUGGUUGCAUGGGCCGUAUGCCGGCAUGGCUCCUGAUCUGGAGGUGAGCCGCCUCGUGUUUGCGACACGGAAACUCCUACCACCGGUCGUUCCUGCUGGGCUGAAACCUUUACUGCGCCAGCGGCAGUGCCUGCGCCUGUUCACCGAUGGUUCUUGCUCCUGCCCCCAUUUGCCUGAAGCAAGCCGCGCCGCAUGGGCCGUGGUCAUGGACGCCUCGGAAAGUGAUGCCGAGAUUCCGACCCUCCUCCAACAGUGGCGCCAGCAUAGACGUUUACCCACCAGCUUUCACGUGGUUGACCAGGGCCUGGUUCCGGGUGUGCAGAGCAUCAACAGGGCGGAGACCAUUGCGAUACUACAAGCUGCCCGACUCGCGAGUUCGUCUGGAGCCCCGUCCGCUGAAAUCUGGACCGACAGUACCUUUGCCAUGUCGGAGUGGCAGCGUGCUCUUGCUGGAUCUACUGGCACGUGGCCUGACUUGGGUGAAGAGGAAGAGCUGCAACAGGUUGCUUCGGUGCGCAUCACUGUUCACAAGGUUUCGUCCCACCAAAACCUUGAUGAACUGUGGGGACUGGAGCAAUGGCUAGCCGCUGGUAACCACGUGGUGGACACAGCGGCCAAAGCAGCACUUCAAAGGGAAUUCCCAGUGGUUCAAGCAAUCACAGGGAACGCAGCGGACUUCUUUGCCGAGCAGCGGGACCUGCUUUGGCUAUUCUGGCGCUAUCUACUGCAGGUCUCCCAGGAAGAAUGCCGAUUGCUACGCCAGCUUGCAAAAGAAGUCAAGGCGCAUAGUGCCCCUGCACAGGAUGACAAUCAUGAGGUCCCGCGACUACCUUGCUUGUCGGCGUGGGAAAAGCAAGAUGCUGGCCCCUUUCAGACCUGGCAAGUUCCGGUGGCCUCCAGAGAAUGGCUAUUGGCCUGCUCCUGGCCACCAUGGUUCACCGUGCCUCUCUGGGACUGGCUUUCUGGUCUCCAGUGGUCCCUGCAGCCGCUGCGUAAGAAGGCAGUGACAGGCGCUACAUACCUGGAACUGGUGGUGGAUUUCGUUGCCUCAACCAAGGUUUGCCCACCACACGAGCUUGCAGCAGCUCGUGCGCUGGACAAGCCCCCCAAGCGAAUGGACGUCCCGUGUACAUUGCGGCAGGUCGUGUUUUGCUUUGUGGAGGCCGUGAGACAACUGGAGAGACUUAGUGGUUGCCCACUGUACAGGCCACGGGACCAUUAUUAG